Molecule: messenger RNA, 1382 nt
Organism: Rosa rugosa (rugosa rose)
Lineage: Eukaryota; Viridiplantae; Streptophyta; Magnoliopsida; Rosales; Rosaceae
Product: protein TRACHEARY ELEMENT DIFFERENTIATION-RELATED 7A-like
Exons: 1
Coding region: 235-1182 (315 amino acids)
Biological process (GO): plant-type secondary cell wall biogenesis
Source: RefSeq, a predicted model, not a curated record
UAAAAAUAGAACAAGAAACUUUGAGAAGUGCAUUCCAAUGCAAACAAACCCUCCCCAAAUCUUAGAAUGAGAGUCAAGUCACCAAAUUUUAAGCUUCUUACAGAUGAAAUUCCAACUAUUUUAGCAUAAAAUGCUUAGUACAAAUAGGCAUUCAUGGACACAACCUUCUCCACAACAAACUAAUUUUCAUAUCUACCUCAUCAAAAACAUUUAGAAAAAAAAACAUUUGCAACAAUGGCCAUUCGGUUCCCAUAUUUCCCUCCACCACCUCCAGCUGUAAAGCCGCCAAGUCACCCAGCGCCUCCACCACCGGCAGCAAACCCGCCAAGUCACUCAGCCCCGCCACCACCAGCAGCAAAGCCACCAAGUCACUCAGCCCCACCACCACCAGCAGCAAAGCCGCCAAGUCAUUCAGCCCCGCCACCACCGGCAGCAAAGCCCCCAAGCCACUCAACCCCACCACCUCCGGCAGCUAAGCCACCAAGCCCCUCAACUCCACCACCACCAUCCCCGGCAGCUAAGCCACCAAGCCCCUCAACCCCGCCACCACCAUCCCCGGCAGCAAAGCCACCAAGUCACUCGACCCCACCACCACCACAUCAGCCAUUUAGCCCACCGCCACCUCAUGUACACCCACCACCAGCACUGCCACCCCAUGUAGCCCCACCACCGCCACCAUUGCCACCUUCUCCAUCGCCGAAUCACCCCACCGUCAUAAUCAUUAUAUUCAUCUCAUUUGGUUCUGUUUUCUUCCUUGCAUUUCUUGCAAUUGCUCUAUGUUGUUUCAUCAAGAAAAAGAAGAAGAAGAGUACUAUCCGAGAAACCGAGGUCAUUCAUUUCGACGAACAUAGGAAGAUCAAGGAGGCCAUAGUAGAAGGUCCCCAUGGACCACAAGCUGUGGUACUAUCAGUUGAGGAUGAUGUUCAUAUAGAUGAGGCGAUCAGGAAAAAUGAGAAAUCUGAUAAGAGAUGGCCUUCUUCGAGUUCAAAUGUCCAAGAAACUGGUUUUAUUCAUGUUGAUGAACAUGAGAAGGUGAAAGAAGGCUUUGUCGAAGGUCCUCAUGGAUCAAAAGCUAUGCUGUUGACAAUUGACGAUGAUAUUCAUGUCGAUGAGGAGAUAAGCAAGAACGAGAGAUCUGGUAAAGAUGGUCAUCACCAUCUUGUACACAAGGCCGGUCUAUAAAAGUGUUAUGGACAUUCAACGUCGUGUGCUGUUAUUCCUUCCAUGUAAUUCAUAAAAAUUCAUCACUGAGAUUGAAGUGAUGUAUGUAAUUCAUAAAAAUUCAUCACUGAAAUUGAAGUGAUGUAUGUAAUUCAUAAAAAUUCAUCACUGAGAUUGAAGUGAUGUAUGUAAUUCAUUAUUUUCUAAUAAGUACCCCCAAU